This is a messenger RNA of Phalaenopsis equestris, 1425 nucleotides long. Its product is annotated as ATP-dependent Clp protease proteolytic subunit-related protein 3, chloroplastic. Gene Ontology annotation, biological process: protein quality control for misfolded or incompletely synthesized proteins. The record is from RefSeq and is a predicted model, not a curated record. Gene Ontology annotation, molecular function: ATP-dependent peptidase activity; ATPase binding; serine-type endopeptidase activity. The transcript is spliced from 10 exons. Lineage: Eukaryota; Viridiplantae; Streptophyta; Magnoliopsida; Asparagales; Orchidaceae. Gene Ontology annotation, cellular component: endopeptidase Clp complex. The coding region runs from base 104 to 1078 and encodes 324 amino acids.
UUUUUUUAGUCCAUUAAUCUUUAUUCCUAUCGAUGCCUUCUUCCCUCCCUAUCAAAAAAAUCCACAGUAACAGAGGCAUCGAUUACAAGUUGAGAAAGAAGGAAUGGCGUGUGGAAGCCUAUGCUUCCAAACCCUUUGCUCUCGGUUCCCCGUUUUCGUCUCCGCUUCCUCUACUUCAUCGCCGUCAUCUAGAAGAGCAUUACCCGGUGACUGGUGGGCGAAGGCACCUCUGAUACCGCCCCUGAACCCUAAAGAUCCUUUCCUUUCCAAGCUCGCCUCAGUAGCCACCACCUCUCCCGAAGCCCUAGAGUUAAAGCGGGCGGUAUUGGACACCCCGCCGUAUCUCGACCUCCUUGACAGCCCGAAGUUGAUGGCCACUCCAGCCCAGGUGGAGCGUUCUGUUAGCUACAAUGAGCACAGGCCAAGAAAACCUCCACCAGAUUUGCCAUCCUUGCUACUUCAUGGGCGAAUUGUCUAUAUUGGCAUGCCUCUGGUGCCUGCUGUAACGGAGCUGGUUAUUGCUGAACUGAUGUACCUGCAAUGGAUGGAUCCAAAGCAACCAAUCUAUCUUUACAUCAAUUCAACUGGAACUACACGUGAUGAUGGUGAAACUGUUGGAAUGGAGACUGAAGGUUUUGCUAUUUAUGAUGCUAUGAUGCAGCUGAAAAAUGAGAUUCAAACUGUAGCUGUUGGAGCUGCAAUAGGUCAGGCGUGCCUGCUUCUUGCUGCUGGAAAGAAAGGCAGACGGUUUAUGAUGCCUCAUGCCAAGGCCAUGAUUCAACAACCUCGUGCUCCAUCAUCUGGACAGAUGCCAGCAAGUGAUGUUAUUAUUCGCGCUAAAGAGGUUUUAACCAACAGAGAUACACUAGUCGAGCUACUGUCAAAACACACUGGAAAUUCAUUUGAAAAAGUAUCCAAGGCGAUGCAAAGGCCAUUUUAUAUGGAUGCCGUCAAGGCUCAAGAAUUUGGAGUCAUAGACAAGAUUCUAUGGCGUGGUCAAGAGAAGGUAAUGGACGACGCCGCCUCUCCGGAAGACUGGGAUCGACGAGCAGGAAUCAAGGUUGUAGAUGGCAUGUGACAACCGAGCGAAGAAGACAUAACUGCUCAAAAUAUCAGAGCUUGUACAGUACCAAAGGGAGAUUUGCAGAGCUACAUAGCUACAUUGUAAGACAAUUCCAACAACAAAAAAAACAGCUUUCUUUGAAAAUCCUUUUGAUGAAUCCUGGCUAUUGCUUUUGAAUUAUCUGCUUUAGUGAGGCUAUGGUUUUAGUUACACUUUUAGGUGUACUUUAUUGGUCAUGUGCUUGUCUUGGUUAUUUAGGUGAUCUUGAAUUUGAAAGUUGAUCUACAGGAUAAAAUUAUUAUGCAAUUUUGUGAUUUUUUUUAAUUAAAAGUUAUAUUUAAUUGGCUAUUAUGCAUUUGAUA